CGCCCCUUUCCUCCCUCCGCUCCCCGGACGCCGCCGCCGCUUCCUCGGUGCCGCUUCCUCUCGCGGAGACCUUCACCGCGACCCCCGGCGCCAUGGCUUCCUCCGCCGGAUCCGCCUCCUCCUCGGCAGCCGGCUCCGCCCAGGCGCCCGUCCUCCAGCGCGGCAUCGUCAAGAUGGUCCUGUCGGGCUGCGCCAUCAUCGUCCGGGGCCAGCCCCGGGGAGGCCCACCGCCUGAAAGACAGAUCAAUCUCAGCAACAUCCGCGCUGGGACUCUGGCACGCCGAGCAGCUGCAGGGCAGCCCGAUAGCAAGGACACUCCUGAUGAGCCUUGGGCAUUUCCGGCUCGUGAGUUUCUGCGGAAGAAGUUGAUUGGUAAAGAUGUUUGCUUCUCCGUGGACUACAAGACCUCUCCCCGGCGGGAGUACGGCAUGGUGUACCUGGGCAAAGACACAGCCGGGGAGAACAUUGCCGAGUCCCUGGUGGCCGAGGGGCUGGCCUGUCGCCGGGAAGGGAUCCGAGCCAAUACUCCUGAGCAGAUCAGACUGGCUGAGCUGGAGGAGCAGGCCAAGACCGCCAAGAAGGGGAUGUGGAGUGAAGGGACGGGGUCCCACACGCUCCGAGACCUCAAAUACACCAUUGAGAACCCCCGGCACUUCGUGGACUCCAUGCACCAGAAGCCGGUGAACGGGCAGCCCCCCAUCGAGCGCACUGCAUGGCAGCGGGCCGCACCUGAGUGGGCUGGGGCUGGAGAGAAUGAGUGCCGGGAAGGACACAAUGGACGCCCCCCGCCCUCGUGGGUUCCCCUCCCUGACCCGGCUCCCCCCUUCCAGUGCCCCACGUUCAAGCGGGAAGCAGACGGCACGGAGACCCCCGAGCCCUUUGCGGCAGAAGCCAAGUUUUUCACAGAGUCACGGCUGCUGCAGAGGGACGUGCAGAUUGUCCUGGAGAGCUGCCACAACCAGAACAUCCUGGGCACCAUCCUGCACCCGAACGGGAACAUCACGGAGCUGCUGCUGAAGGAAGGAUUUGCGCGCUGCGUUGACUGGUCCAUGGCCGUCUACACCCGGGGGGCAGAGAAGCUGCGGGCCGCAGAACGGUACGCCAAGGAGCACAAGCUGAGGAUCUGGAGGGACUAUGUGGCUCCCACGGCCAACCUGGACCAGAAGGAGAAGCAGUUUCAGGCCAAGGUGGUGCAGGUGCUCAACGCCGAUGCCAUUGUGGUGAAGCUGAAUUCGGGGGACUACAAAACCAUCCACCUCUCCAGCAUCCGGUCCCCCAGACUGGAAGGGGAAGGCCCCCAGGACAAGAACCGGAAGCUCCGUCCUCUCUACGACAUCCCCUACAUGUUUGAGGCCAGGGAGUUCCUGCGCAGGAAGCUGAUCGGGAAGAAGGUGAGCGUCACGGUGGACUACAUCCGGCCAGCCAGCGGGGCGACCGACACGGUUCCCGCCUUCUCAGAGCGCACCUGUGCCACCGUCACCAUUGGCGGCAUCAACAUCGCCGAGGCGCUGGUCAGCAAGGGACUGGCCACUGUCAUCCGCUACCGCCAGGACGAUGACCAGCGCUCCUCCCACUAUGAUGAGCUGCUGGCUGCUGAGGCCCGGGCGGUCAAGAAUGGCAAAGGCUUGCACAGCAAGAAGGAGGUCCCAAUCCACCGAGUGGCUGACAUCUCCGGGGACACCCAGAAGGCCAAGCAGUUCCUGCCUUUCCUGCAGCGGGCCGGCCGCUCGGAAGCGGUGGUGGAAUAUGUCUUCAGUGGCUCCCGCCUGAAGCUCUACCUGCCCAAGGAGACCUGCCUGAUCACCUUCUUGCUGGCAGGCAUCGAAUGUCCCCGUGGAGCCCGGAACCUGCCAGGCCUGGUCCAGGAAGGGGAGCCCUUCAGCGAAGAAGCCAUGCUGUUCACAAAAGAACUGGUGCUGCAGCGAGAGGUAGGAGGGCGGCCCUCCAUGCGUCUCUGCGCCUCGACUUCGCCUCUUUCCCACCUGCCCACUCAGCUGCCUUUCUCUGCUCGCUCCCGAUGCCCUUUGUGA
Messenger RNA from Pseudonaja textilis, 2030 nucleotides. The record is from RefSeq and is a predicted model, not a curated record. Lineage: Eukaryota; Metazoa; Chordata; Lepidosauria; Squamata; Elapidae.